AUUCUUACACGACACUUCAUCCUUAAUAAAUUGUUAUUCGCUCAACCGAAACUUUCAUUUUCAUUUCCACAAAUUUGGAUCAAAUAACAAACAAAUAUCGAAUCAGAAGAAGAAAAAGUCGAAAAUGGGGAGCAAGAAGGGAAGAACAAUGGUUGAAGUUGGAGCUGAUGGGGUUGCUGUUAUCACUAUCAUCAAUCCUCCAGUCAAUUCUCUUUCACUUGAUGUGUUGCAAAGCUUAAAAGAGAGUUUCGAUGAGGCCUUACAACGAGAUGAUGUGAAGGCCAUUGUUGUUGCAGGUGCAAAUGGAAAAUUUUCUGGUGGUUUCGAUAUUUCUGCUUUUGGUGGAAUUCAACAGGGAGCAGUGCAGCAGCCAAAGUCUGGCUAUGUAUCUGUUGAGGUUCUCACUGACACCAUCGAAGCCGCAAGAAAACCAUCAGUUGCUGCCAUCGAUGGCCUGGCCUUAGGUGGGGGUCUAGAGGUUGCAAUGGUAUGUCAUGCCCGGAUAUCGACCCCUACUGCACAACUGGGCCUGCCUGAACUUCAACUUGGACUAAUUCCUGGGUUUGGAGGAACGCAGCGACUUCCACGGCUUGUUGGUCUCGCGAAGUCCCUUGAAAUGAUGUUGACAUCAAAGCCGGUUAAAGGCGAAGAAGCCCUUGGAUUGGGUCUUGUUGAUGCUGUCGUUUCAUCUCAUGAGCUGGUAAACGCUGCACGCCAGUGGGCACUGGAUAUUUUGGCACGAAGAAAGCCAUGGGUUGCUACCCUUUAUAAGACUGAUAAGAUCGAGCCCCUCGGCGAAGCGAGGCAAAUACUUAACUUUGCUCGAGCACAGACUCGAAAGAGGGCUCCAAAUCUCAAGCACCCCUUGGUUUGCAUUGAUGUAAUCGAGGAGGGCAUAGUUAAUGGUCCUAAGCCAGCUCUGUAUAAGGAGGUUGAAGCUUUCCAGGGACUUCUCAAAUCUGAUACCAGCAAAAGCCUGAUCCACAUCUUCUUUGCUCAGCGUGGAACAUCAAAGGUUCCUGGGAUUACUGAUAGGGGCUUGGUGCCAAGAAAAGUGAAGAAGGUUGCUAUACUUGGCGGAGGUUUAAUGGGCUCGGGGAUAGCAAUGGCUUUGCUUCUUAGCAAUUACACAGUGAUCCUGAAAGAAGUGAAUGAGAAGUUCUUGGAGGCUGGGAUUGGUCGAGUCAAAGCCAAUUUGGGAAGCCGAGUUAAGAAAGGGCAAAUGACUCAAGAAAAGUUUGAGAAAACCAUGUCUCUGCUCAGGGGAGUUCUUGACUUUGAAAGCUUUCGGGAUGUGGACAUGGUCAUCGAGGCUGUAAUCGAGAAUGUGUCAUUAAAGCAACAAAUUUUUGCCGAUCUUGAGAAAUACUGUCCACCACAUUGCAUACUUGCAAGUAACACUUCCACUAUUGAUUUGAACUUGAUUGGUAAAAGGACCAAAUCCCAGGAUCGGAUUAUUGGAGCUCAUUUCUUUAGUCCGGCUCAUAUCAUGCCGUUAUUGGAAAUUGUUCGUACUGAGCAUACAUCUCCCCAAAUAAUUGUUGACUUGCUUGAUGUUGGGAAGAAAAUAAAGAAGACUCCAAUCAUCGUUGGAAAUUGCACAGGUUUUGCUGUCAAUAGGAUGUUCUUCCCGUAUACACAAGCAGGCCUUUUCCUUGUUGAACGGGGAACAGAUGUUUAUCGGAUUGACCGAGCAAUUACUAAGUUUGGAAUGCCAAUGGGCCCGUUUAGGCUGGCUGACCUUGUCGGCUUUGGUGUUGCAAUUGCCACUAGCUCACAGUUCAUUGAGAACUUUCCCGAGCGAACCUAUAAAUCAAUGCUUAUCCCAAUUAUGCAGGAGGAUAAGAGAGCAGGUGAAAGUACUCGAAAAGGUUUUUAUUUGUACGAUAAUAAACGCAAAGCUAGUCCCGAUCCUGAACUAAAAAUGUACAUUGAGAAGGCGAGGAGCAUCUCUGGUGUAGCUGUUGACCCUAAGUUUGUGAAAUUGUCAGAGAAGGACAUUGUGGAAAUGAUAUUCUUUCCAGUGGUUAAUGAGGCUUGCCGAGUUUUUGCUGAAGGUAUUGCAGUGAAAGCAUCUGACAUUGACAUUGCUGCUGUUAUGGGCAUGGGAUUCCCACCUUACAGGGGAGGACUCAUGUUUUGGGCUGAUUCUCUUGGUUCUAAGUACAUUUAUUCGAGACUUGAGGAGUGGUCGAAUUUAUACGGAGGAUUUUUCAAGCCUUGCGCUUUCUUGGCUGAAAGAGCUGCCAAGGGUGCUCCAUUGAGUGCACCACUGGAGAUGGGAAAAUCAAGACUAUAAAACUGCUUUGAUUGCAGUGCUCGGAGAUGGCCAUUGAUGGUUUUACCAAUUUGCUGCCAUUGAUAGAAUGAUAAAGCUCUCAAGAUGAGCUUUCAAUAAUGUUGUUUCAAAUCCAAAAAAGGAUAUGAGAUAGGGAAGCAGAUAAGCUAAAGAAUGAAACAUGAAUAAUAAUAGUAAUAGACAUCGCAGAUCAUUUCUAGAAACUAUCUUAAUGUUAUUCUUUUCAUUGUCUA
This is a messenger RNA of Gossypium raimondii (Peruvian cotton), 2532 nucleotides long. RefSeq names its product peroxisomal fatty acid beta-oxidation multifunctional protein MFP2. The record is from RefSeq and is a predicted model, not a curated record. The transcript is spliced from 18 exons. NCBI's taxonomy places the organism in Eukaryota, Viridiplantae, Streptophyta, Magnoliopsida, Malvales, Malvaceae. Gene Ontology annotation, cellular component: peroxisome. Gene Ontology annotation, biological process: fatty acid beta-oxidation. Bases 125 to 2299 code for a protein of 724 amino acids. Gene Ontology annotation, molecular function: NAD+ binding; (3S)-3-hydroxyacyl-CoA dehydrogenase (NAD+) activity.